UAGAUUACAGCUUUACCCCGGCCCCUCGCACUGCAAAAGAAAGGAGUCAUUGAACACCAGCUUCGCUCAAAACAUGCCCUCCCUGCACCGGCGGAGAGGGGGCUCCGGGAGCCCACCUUCCACUGAGAACGAAAAGCGAAUCUGCAGAGAGACGUUCGGUGGCCGACUGAGGGGGAGGGAGGGGGCCGCCAUCCGUUUCCCGGCGCAGAGAGGAAUCCGUCCCAGCCGGUGAAGGGGACAGAGGAGGACGGAUUCACGGGACCCCAGCCGUGCUCCAGGACUCGGGAACUUGCUGGAGCCUCGUAAACGCAGCACGUCAGUCAUAAUGCUGGUCUUCUGGGUGCUGGGCACUUUCUUCCUGUCCAUGGUGGUGCCCAGCUUCUCUCAAAGCGGGGAUGGGGAGCUGGGUUCAGGGGAGGUCUAUCUGAAUAUGAGCCGAGGCCCUUCCAUCGAGCCCAAGGAUGCUCCAAAUGAGAGCGAGUUGGACCAGGAGACAGACCCUGACCGCUGCUCUGCGAGCUUCUACAGGUGCCCUGCCUCCGCUCGCCGCCUCAAAGCCAUGAGGGAUGAGGUUCACUACCUCCAGGCCAUCCAGCAUGGCAACCAGGCUGUGAUGGAGAACCUGAUCCAGUAUGUCAGCACUGAGAUGGGUGAUCAGAGCUACCAAGAGGUGAUCCAGGAGAACAUUGUUGGAAUCAAAGAAGACCACCUUAAUCUUGAGGAGGUGGUUAAGAAGAUUGUAGAAGAUUUGGAAACCCAGUUGGAGGGGGGUAUCCUGGAGUCAUUGGCAGAGAAAAACAAAAUCUUAGAGGAGUCCCUGGCCAUUGAGACCAUGCUAUCGGCUGCUGCAGGCAUGGCCCAGAAGCUGGAGGGCUCGGCACAGACACUCUAUUCUUCUUUCACCAAGCAGCUAAAAAGGCCCGUUGUCACUCUCCACUGAGCCCUCAAAACUUGCUCUCUGUUUGCUGUACUUGGAAAUAGUAUGAAUGUCUUAAUGACUUGUGGUUUUACCUGGUUUACAGCUGCCUGCAUUGUACAAUGAGUACAGCUUGGCAAGGUGCUCAUUCCAUUUUUACACUAAGCAGGAAUGAGCCUGAACAAGAAUGAACAAGGCUGGACCAGGCUUAAUUUACUUGUUUUCCUAUUAUAAUUAUGAACUGCAGGGUUGAAUGAUGUACAAAUGUUGUGUCAUAGACCGAGUUAAAAUGAUUAGCUAACCUUAUGGCAUAGCAUCCAGAAACUGUCCGUUAAGAACAGAAAUGAAUAUCGACAAAAUAAUACAUUUUAAAAAAAAAAUACAAAUGCACGAUCCCAGUUGGGUUCAGAUUUAUUGAACAAAUCAGCCCCUUCCUUGGGAUUACCUUCAAAUGAAAAGCUUUUGAUUUUUGCUUCACAUUUUUGUAACACAAACAACAAGGGACUUGUACUAUACUAAGCGCUAUGAAAAGAAACAUUUCUCAUUAAAGUGUGACAACUCCAUACACCACUGGAGAAAUAUCCCGCAAAGUACUGUAAAUGUACAUGUGUGCUUGAGUUUCUGUUACUUCACUUUUACACCAUGUACUGAAAUCACAUGAAACUUUGAACGGUUUAAGGAACAGGUCACAAAAACUCCGUGGAAUGUUACAGAUUCUUGCCGUCUUUUUAGUAUAGUUGGUGACGGCAGAACAAAUUCUACGGCACGCCUGAUAUAUUUGGAAACACAGAAGCAGCCUCUUUGGAAUAUACAGCAUAAUACACUUUGUACAUUUAUACAGAGAAGUUAUGAUGAGCUUUAAUUUUCAUAGAUAAUUUUUCACUGAGCAGCAAUAUAUAUAUAUAUAUAUAUAUAUAUAUAUAAAUUACAGUUUAUUUUCAGCAUUUCCCAUAAUUCUAUCAUACCUAUAUAGUUUUUUAUAUAUAUAACAAGCACUAUUUGUAUGAUAUUUAUACAAAUACAGCAGAUUUGCAACUGUUGUUGAUAAAACACAUCGAUAAACUACAUCAUUUGGGGUGCUGGGCUCUUACAAAAAUAUGCUUUUAUCAUAAUACCUUAUGCUUGUUACAUUUAUUGAACUAGAUUAAUAGGUGAAGGGCAUUUUGUUUUGUGGGGGGGCUUGUAUUUUGCUGUGGGUCAUCGUGGGUUUGGUUAGUCUCAGCUCAGCUUCCUUAGAGCAGGACUGGGACGGACAGGGACACCGAGAGCAGCCCAUAGCCCUAAGUGCGGAGGCGGGCAGUGUCCCGAAGACGUGCGGGUGAAUCGUGAAGGUCAGCCCGAGGGUGGCUACUUUUACUACCUCUACAACACGUCCGUUGUGUCGGAUGUCAGGUUUGUGAUCCAAGGUCAGCUGCGGCUGCAUUUGUAAAGAUACUUAGCGCAUGUCCGCACUGAAAUGCUUUCCGACUUAUUUCUAUAUGUUGAGCCCUAAUAAACUUUUAAUUUACCAUGCAUCAUAAA
This is a messenger RNA of Paramormyrops kingsleyae, 2437 nucleotides long. RefSeq lists its product as uncharacterized. The record is from RefSeq and is a predicted model, not a curated record. NCBI's taxonomy places the organism in Eukaryota, Metazoa, Chordata, Actinopteri, Osteoglossiformes, Mormyridae.